AUGUCAACAUUAUCCUCCCCUCGCCCCUCCAUUGCCUCCUCGAGAGCUCAUUCUCCGACUCCAGCCUCCUCUCGCCCAUCGCUCGAUGCGCUAAAUACUAAUGUCGCCGGUGGGCUGAGCGCCUCCUCCACCCCGUCCACCACCCGAGCCAUCUCCCCCAUUCCCCGGCGCAACCGCUCUGCACUACGGGAUUACUACAAUCUCAAGCCACCGGGUGCGGAGACAAGUAGCUCUGGAGGAGCGUACAGAUCCCGCAGCGUUCCGCGAAAUACCGAUGCGGGCGAUAUAUCCAACCCCUCGACCCUGGCCUCAGGGACGGAACUAGACAAUGCAGACUUCGAACCGCAGCGUUAUGUCGACCACCUCCUAUCCACUUCCUCGCUCUCUACGAUUUUGAAAGCCGAGAACACCUUGGUGGGAGACAUUCGGACCUUGGAUGGAGAACGCAAGGCUCUUGUCUACGACAAUUACUCCAAAUUAAUCCGUGCUGUGGAGACGAUUGGCAAGAUGCGAAAAAGUAUGGAUGAGCGAGGUGCUCCUUUGACUAUGACCAAGACUCUGGGACCGGCAAUUGCGUUUGUUGCUGAGACUGCAAGUAGUCUAAUCAAAGAGGGCGAGGAACAGCGACGGCAGAUGAAGGAAGAACGCGAGGCCGAGUCGGGAUCGAAUACCAAAGUCACAGAGAAGGAGACUGUGAGAUGGGUGCUUGGUACGCCAGAUCGCCUUCAAGCCCUUUUGGCGGAAGAGAAACAAGAAGAGGCUGAGAAGGACUGGAAAGAGAUUCAGCAGCUGCUGGAUGCUUGGGGCCAGGUGAAGGGCGUUGCUGAGAUUCGGGAAACCUGCGAGAAAGUCAUGGACAAUGCAAACCAGGGUGAUUGA
This is a messenger RNA of Penicillium macrosclerotiorum, 879 nucleotides long. Its product is annotated as COG1/VPS51 family protein. Bases 1 to 879 code for a protein of 292 amino acids. Gene Ontology annotation, biological process: endocytic recycling; Golgi organization; Golgi vesicle transport. Gene Ontology annotation, cellular component: EARP complex; membrane; GARP complex. Lineage: Eukaryota; Fungi; Ascomycota; Eurotiomycetes; Eurotiales; Aspergillaceae. The record is from RefSeq and is a predicted model, not a curated record. The transcript has a single exon.